Molecule: messenger RNA, 7365 nt
Organism: Ruditapes philippinarum (Manila clam)
Lineage: Eukaryota; Metazoa; Mollusca; Bivalvia; Venerida; Veneridae
Exons: 3
Coding region: 221-1288 (355 amino acids)
Cellular component (GO): Golgi apparatus
Molecular function (GO): glycosyltransferase activity
Source: RefSeq, a predicted model, not a curated record
GGAUCGAGAUGAGAGUGAAUCGAUACAAACUGCAGUGAUGCUAAUGUUACUCUGUUGUUCCAAAAAUAACUUAUUCUAUAACACGCCUGUGUUCAGCCACUGUGACUGGCAACAACAUAAAGUGUACAGCUGCUAUUGCUGUCUUUAGUGUAUAAUUAACGGAAUAAGAUACCAAAUGGAUAAAACGUUUAACGUUUUAUGAAAGGAGAAUAACUAGGUGAUGGAAAUGGGCCACAUAAUGAAAGGAUUUAUUUUUCAACGAUCUGUUAGAUACGGGAUUCUGGUGUGUGUUGCUUUAUUCUUUAUAGUGAAAAUUAUGCGAAAAGAAAAUAAAUCGGUUCCUCGUAUUAGCCGAUUUACUAGUAACUUUAAUAAACAUGUGUAUGUUAAUGAUGAAAUACCUUAUAGAAACAGAAAUGGAUUAACAAUUGAUCAAGUACAAAGAAAUGAAAGUGACGUUGUAACUUUAGCUAGGAAAAUAAGUUUAUAUAAUAACACAGUUCUUGUGAGUGUGGUCAACGAUGCGUAUUUACCGUUCGCAUAUAGUUGGCUCUGUAACACCAAACAUAUGAAUAUUCAUAGAUCUGUGCUAGUCAUUACCACAGAUAUCGAAUCAAAAAUGAAACUAAAUAAGGACUGGCCAGAAGUGUCCGUUUUUCAUAUUACACUUGACAUUCCAAAAGGUGACCAGGAAUACAGCCAUGUUGGUUAUGUUAAAAUUAUGAUUAGAAGAACAGAAAUAAUUCUGUCUUUACUGAAAGCAAAAAUAGAUCUGCUUUUACUUGAAUUCGAUUACGUGUGGUUUACAAAUCCAAUAUAUGGUUUCCAACGACAGGCUGGUGUGGAUAUGCUGGUUAAUCCGGUUUCAAACACUGGCGGAAGCGUUUUCAACGGCGGCUUGCUAUACAUGUUUGCAACCGAAAGGACUCAGGCUCUUUGGACAAAGUUGACGGCCAUGAUGAAGACACUGGAACAAUAUCUAAAGGAUAAAUCAGAUGAAAUGGCCAUAUCUGAGGGAGAUAAUGAUCAAACUUACCUAUCAAAAUUGAUCAGAGAAAGAUAUGCAAACAUUACAUACAACUUAUUGACCCUAGACAAAUACAGUGAUGGACAAUGGUACAGUAAGAGUGAGGACGAGAGAAGCAAGUUACGCCCUUUGGUUAUCAGCAAUAACUGGAUUAUAGGAAACAAGAAUAAAAUUAGCAGAGCAAAGAAAUGGAAUCACUGGUUUCUAAACUCUGAUGGUACAUGUGACGUGGAAACUGUGAACAAGAUAGUGUACAAAUAAUCAUUGCACACCAGCCUCAUAAAGUGAUCUCUUCAUGUAUACAGUCGGACAAAUAGGACAAAUUCUAAAUUGUUAAUUGUCGACCAAAUAACCAAUACAACCUGGGAUGUAGAUCAUAUUAUUUUCCUGUCAGUAGAAUUUUUUCUGCCAAAAGAUCAACUCCGGAUAAUUUGUUGACAACUCCGGAUAAUUUGUUGACCAAGUAAAUGAUCAACAGUAAAUUGUCGACUUAAACGAUCAAUAAGUUGUCAGCGAAACGAUCAAGAAAUUGGUUACCAAAUGGUAAUUUUCUAAUAAAUGAUAAUGAAAUUGGACGGAAUUUUAAAUAAAUUGAGAGCUUGUCGACAAAAUUACGAACGCUUUAGUGUUUAUAAUCCGAGCGAUGUGGUUGAAUGCAAAUAGGAAACUUAAUGGUUUCUUUACAAAUGUCUUUUAUACACUAGUCAGUUGUAAUCAUCACCCAACCCUCCGUCGCUAUCCUGGAGAAGUGCGGGGGAAUACCGGGGGGAAAUGAGCUGAAUUUCUGUCCCCGCACUGUUUCAAUAUACGAUGACUUCGUUUUAGCUUUAAAAUUGCGGGGUGGGGAUAUGUCCAACUCAAAGUACAACGUUUAACAGUGGUUCCCUCUAAGCUAAAUGUUGUUAUAAGGGGUUUCUCUUCCUAAUGGUGAAAUCUUAACAGAAAAGUUGUUAUGAUGAUUUUGAAAGGUCUUCAUGAAUCUAAUGUACCUGUAUAAAAAAGCAAACAGGAAAACAUCAAAAGGUGAACACAAUUGUGGGCUACCAAUUGUCUCUAAAUUAAUGGAGAAAAGUUUGAUCUGUGAAAAAUUAAUUUGAAUGUUUCAAUAUAUAGUACUGCGUAUAUUAGCAAAGACGAUCUAUUCGAGGAGUUAAAAGCAAAAAAGAAUUUUAAAACCCUAAAAAAUAAUGGAAGUAAUACAUAUAUAACUCUACAAGGAAAGCGUAUUGUACAACAAAACAACAGCGUUGGUGACGAACAAGUGUCGAGAUCUCAGAGUGCGAAUGAGAGAACAUAAAUCAGAUCAAGCAACUUUUCUGUAAAACAACGACGUGAAAGCAACAAUGACGUGCCAUUUCGGAAAAAUAAAAAAGUGAUGAUUACAACAAGAAAAUAUUAUAUACUGGGAAAUGAUAAGAAGUGAAAUGAAAAUGACAGACUCUCAGUUGUUAUUUCAGACAUAUGAGAGUUUUUUCUUUUUUUAUGCGGAAUGGUUUGAUGUAACAACCGGCGUAAGAUAAGGGUGUCCAUUAUAAGCAGUAUUAUUUAAGUUGAAUGUUAAAACAUUUAGGUAUUUAUGCGUUUAUGAUGAACGUGUUUGCGUCUUGUUGUAGGCGGAUAAUAUUGUACUGCCUGCAGAAAACUAAUAUGAUUUACGAGAAAAUGUUAAUUUUCGUCAAACAGCUGUUGUUAAGCUGAUAUAAUGUGCAUUAUUGUAAAGUCCAUAAUAAUAAUAAUAAUAAUAAUAAUAAACACUUUAUUUCAUGAAGGUAACACAUUAAGAAAUACAUAUCUUAUUUACAAUAACAAGAUAAUGAGAUUCACAAAUAUGUACACACAUAUCAAAAACACAAACAACAACCAUUCAAAUUGACAGACGCAUACAUUAGAUUCAUUUAAAUUGUAUAUCAAGUAAAUAUUUUUUCAUAUUUCUUUUAAAAACAUAUAGAGACGAAGACUCUUUAAUAUGUAAAGGUAAAUUAUUCCAUACUUGCAUUGCAUUAUUUUUAAAAGUUCUUUUAACAUAUUUUGUAUUAGAUCUUACAUGUAUUAUGUUUCUAUUUGUAGUUGAUCUAAGUGUAUACGUUUCAUUUUUCGAGAACACUGAUAUCUGAAAUGUAAGAAGGAGUCAACCCUUGUAUAGAUUUAAAUACUGAUAAUGCUGUAUGAUACGAGCAUCUAUUUUCAAAAGUUAACCAGUUUAAUUUAAGGAAAAGCUGUAAAGAUGGCGUUUAAACUGGUUUACUCAAUAUUAUCUUUGCUGCGCGUUUCUGCAGCUUAUUCACUUUUUCAAAUUCAGUUUUAUUACAAGUACUCCAUAUAAUACAACAAUAAUCAAAACAAGGUAAAAUAUAUGCAUUGUAAAACAUUUCUUUCAUUUCAGCGGAUAAAAAGUACGAUAUACGCAAUUUGUUUUUGUAAUUUAUUACAGACGUGCUAAUAAUUUCUGUGAUUUCGUUUGACUUACGCAUGUACCUUUUAUAUUUAUAUCUAAAGAAGGUUUUGAUUUUAAUUUAUUUUCUGACCCUAUUACCAUACAAGUGGUCUUUUUCGGAUUUAUUGCCAUGUUAUUUAAUUUACGCCAUUUACUUAUAUUAUCAACAUCACAUUGCAGAGUUCUCUGAAUCACUUCAUUUUUUUCAUUUGAUGCAUGCAUAGUAGUAUCGUCAGCAUACAUGUCUAUGUUAGAGUGUGUUGUACUAAAUGGCAUAUCAUUAAUGUAGAAAAUGAAAAGUAAAGGAACUAAUAUAGACCCUUGGGGGACCCCUGAUUGCACUGUUCAACUAUUUAAAUGACUAUUUCAAUUUUUGAUAAACUGUGUUCUAUUUUCAAGAUAUGAUUUGAAGAGUUUAAUGGAGGUGUAUGAAAAUUUGUACAAUUUUAACUUAUGCAACAAUAUGUUGUGAUCUACCAAAUCAAAUGCCUUCUUUAGGUCUAUAAAUACUGUGCCUAUCAAACAGCCCUCAUCUAAAUCGUUAAGGAAGGAUUCUAUGAGUCGUAUUAGAGCUGUUUGACAAGAAUGUUUUUUUCUGAAACCCGACUGACUUUCAUGAAUGAUAUUAGUUUCGUAUAUAUAACUGUGUAAUUGUGAAGCAAUAUGCUUUUCAAAAAAUUUUGAUAUGGUUGGCAAAAUUGAAAUAGGUCUAUAAUUAUUUGGAUCUUCUUUUGUAAAUUGGAAGUACAUAUGCUUCUUUAAGUUUAUCAGGAAAAAUGCCAUUUUUAAUGGAAUUAUUUAUUAUAGAAGCUAUAGCUAUGCUUAAAUAGUCACCACAGGCUUUAAGAAUACGCGGCCCAAUUCCAUCACUUACUGUUGACUUGUUUACAUUCAGUUUAUCAAUAAGUAGUUUUACUUGGAAUGGGCUGAUUUCAUCAAUAAUAAAAGUAUGCCCUUGAAGUUUUUUGUUCAGUUGUUCUUCAAGUGAUUUGAAAUUUUCUGUUUUGAAUUUGGAUUUGUUUAGGAAAUCAGAAAUAUUGAUAAAAUGAUUAUUGAUUGCAUUUAAAAUAUUAUUUUUCCCAGUUAUUAUAUUACCAUCUAUUGUUAUGGAAUUAGGCAAUCUGAUAUUCCAGUUAGUAUUAUUGUCGUUAGUAUUAAUAUCUUAAAUAUUUUUCCAAAGCGUACUCGGGUCUUUCUUAUCCUUGACGGCAUUAUUGAAGUAAUUUCUUUUGUGGUGUUUAAUUAAAUUAUUUGUUUUAUUCCGCCAUAGUUUAUAUGAAUCCCACUUAUUAGAUUUUUUAUAAUUAUCUCUUUUCAGUCGUGCAUUUUUAAUUUCUUCAUCAUACCAAUGUGACUGUGUGUCCCUUUUUAUACGUUUAAUUUUAAAUGGUGCAUGCUUCACUAGAAUAUUAUUUAUCAUGUUAUAAAACAAUUCUAUAGCUUCAUUUGGAUCAUUAAAUGUCUCUAUACAAUCAAAAUUAGAAUCAAUUAGAUCACGUUGAAACGAUUCUGUAUCAAAUUUAGCAAAUCUUUUAUAUUUUAUAGUUUUGUGAUUACCUGCAUGUGUGCUAGUAUUUCCUCUAGUGAAACAUAUUAAAUAAUGGUCACUGACACAAAUUAGUGAUACGAAGUUUUCAUUAAUUUCAUCAAGAUUAUUUGUGUAAAUGUGAUCAUUUAUUGAUGAACUUUUUUUGUCACUCUUGUAGGUUUAUUAAUGAUUUGCCUAUGAUCGUAUUUCAGUAAAAGUGAUGCCCAUUUAUUGUUUAACAACCCUUCUUCUGAACUAUAUUGUAUAUUAAAAUCACCUAGAAUGUGCAUUUCUAAAUUCACCUGAUCAGCCAUUUCAAGAUGUUUUUCAUACAGGUCAACCCAAACCUGCUUUGAAUCAGGGGAGCUAUAUAUGGUUUACAUUUCACAAAAUUAAUUUCUAUCCAUAUCGAUUCAAUUUCGGCUGUUUCUAAAUCAUAUCUUCGUUUAUAAGGGACAUUAUCUUUUACAUAAACAAGUAUACCCCCUCCCUUUUUACCAACUCUGUUUUUUCUCUCAAAACCCGUAGCUUGAUAUUUCAAUGUCAGAUACAUUCAUUAAAAACGUUUCACAUAAUCCAAAUACAUGCGCUUUAAAUUCGUUUAGAAUUAUUCGAAUUUCAUCGAAUUUUGGGAGUAAAUGCUGUACAUUUAAAUUCAUGAUAUGAAAACCCUUUUGUUUAAAUUUGACUUUUUUUCGUUAUCAAUAUACGAAUUAUCGCAAUGAUCAUUUUUACUUAACAUUAUAUUAGAAAUUCCAUCAGAGGUUCUUGAGUUGUCAUUAAUGCUAGAUAGUUUGUUUAAAUGAUUACAGCUGCUUAACUUACUAUAAAUAGUAGAUCCUAAAUUAUUUAAUCUUUUACAUGUACAAUGUAUAUGCAAAAAUAUAUCUUAGUUCAGAGGAUAAUUGUUCCGAAUUACAAUUGUUUACAAAGUUGUAAUAAUCAUAAGUACUUUUUUGAAUUUACCGAAACGGACUCGGAAUUGCUCUGUUCGAUAACAAAUUUGUUACAUAUAUUACUGUAAUUAAUAUCAUUAUCAGUAUAGUAUUUGGUGAACAAUCGCAUUUACAUUGCUCUAAACUGCAUUUGCUACAAAGAUUUAUAAAGAGGCUAUCUGUAUUAAAUUGAUUAAUAAACUUGUGCCUGUCUGCUUCUUCCUACCAUUCACGGUAUCUACAGUCAACAGUUUUAUGAUUGUUCCUACCACAUAUUUUACACAGAGAUCCAAAGAUUUUAGGUUUUGUUCGGAAUUGCCAAUAUCCAUUUUUCUGUUGUUCUUGACGUGUUGUGUUCUGUGUAUCUGUAUGAUAUCUACCAGUCAUUGCUUGUUUCGUCUUUACAAUAGUCGGCGAUUUGUUAAUACACCUUACUAACGCACUAGACCCUCUUGUAUUAUGAUGAAUUCCAUCACGUUGAUACAUAUGUUUCACUACAUUUCCAUCUCCAUACACAAAUGUACUAUAUGAAUCUAUCAGUGUUGCACCUGUUUCAUAAGGCAAAGUUCAUCGGAGUUACAUCGACGUCUAUUCUCGGACAUACUGUACAUAAAUAUACCUUAAUGCCAUGUUGAUAUAAGUAGUGUCUGUGCCAAUAUAUAUUUUUUAACUAUGGUGACUGUAUUUUAGAAUAACCAAACAUAUGUUUACAAUGGUUUAUUGUUAACUGAAUAUUUAGAACUCAGUAUUACUAAUAUAUAUUUUUUAACUAUGGUGACUGUAUUUUAGAAUAACCAAACAUAUGUUUACAAUGUUUUAUUGUUAACUGAAUAGUUAGGACUCGUGCAGUAUUACUGCAAAAGACCCUUUCUUUAAGACUUGAAACGGGCCUAUAUGAAACUUGUCAGAAGCAGGUAAAGGAUAUGUGCAUUUUGUAAGGCUGGCAUUGAAAAUGAAAAACAUGUUUUUUUAGUAAUGUAUGAAACUGACGUACGGAGCUGUUUUAUCAUACAAGGCUAGUACAUGUAGUAUAAAUGACAAUGGAAACAGAUAAACUGGUAAUCCUUCUUAUAAAUACAGAUAUGAUAAGAGUGCUUUCAAAACUUGUUGUAAUCCUGUAAUCAUGGUUGUAUAGGAAAUUAUAUUUUAAUUGCUAGAAUAUUUAGCUGUAAUUUUAGUACAAUUUUAAGUAUUAUUUCUAUCAUAUUGUAUUUAUGAUGUUUUAUUAUUAUUAUUAUUAUUAUUAUUAUUAUUAUUAUUAUUAUUAUUAUUAAUUUCACUUAUGAUUGCAUGUAUCUUAAAAUAGUUUACAUGUGUAACAUGUUAAACAUUAUGUUUAUGUUAAAUGUUGUAUAUAUAAGGGGGGUAAGUCUACAAUUCAUAUAGACAAUAAGGCCUGUAUGUGUUUUGGAGUUACCCCCGCCCCUCUUGUUAUUUUUUU